Messenger RNA from Quercus robur (English oak), 1161 nucleotides. Its product is annotated as rac-like GTP-binding protein ARAC7. Gene Ontology annotation, molecular function: protein kinase binding; GTPase activity; GTP binding. The record is from RefSeq and is a predicted model, not a curated record. The transcript is spliced from 8 exons. Gene Ontology annotation, cellular component: cell cortex; cytoplasmic vesicle; plasma membrane. Gene Ontology annotation, biological process: actin filament organization; establishment or maintenance of cell polarity; regulation of actin cytoskeleton organization. The coding region runs from base 205 to 834 and encodes 209 amino acids. Lineage: Eukaryota; Viridiplantae; Streptophyta; Magnoliopsida; Fagales; Fagaceae.
GGCUCCUUUAUAUCAUCUCAAGUCUCAAACUUCUAACAUGUCAUAACACUAUUCUCUUCACUCUCCUUCUCUCUUCAUCCUUCUCCUUUUGUGUAACUUUUUUUCUUUGAAGCUUCUUGUGUUACCUUUAACCUUUAUAGAUUCUAAUACAUAUACUAGUUCUGUAGCUCAAGAGCUACUGUACAAAGUUGUUGGUUUUAAAGGAUGAGUGCUUCAAAGUUCAUUAAAUGUGUCACAGUUGGAGAUGGAGCUGUUGGGAAGACCUGUAUGCUCAUUUGUUAUACUAGCAACAAAUUCCCCACUGAUUAUAUACCCACAGUGUUUGACAACUUCAGCGCCAAUGUUGCUGUGGAUGGGAGCAUUGUCAACUUAGGACUAUGGGAUACUGCAGGUCAGGAAGAUUAUAGCAGGUUAAGGCCACUGAGUUACAGAGGUGCAGAUAUAUUUGUCUUAGCUUUCUCGUUAAUCAGUAGGGCAAGCUAUGAAAAUGUUCUUAAGAAGUGGAUGCCAGAACUUCGUCGAUUUGCUCCCAAUGUUCCAAUCGUUCUUGUUGGAACUAAGUUAGAUCUUCGCGAGGACAGUAGGUAUUUAGCUGAUCAUAUGGGAUCUAAUGUCAUAACAUCUGCUCAGGGAGAGGAACUAAGAAAACAAAUUGGUGCAGCAGCUUACAUAGAGUGCAGCUCUAAGACUCAACAGAAUGUCAAAGCUGUAUUUGAUACUGCAAUUAAGGUUGUUCUUCAACCUCCGAGGAGGAAGGAGAUGGCAAGGAAGAAAAGGCGCAGAAGGUCUGGCUGUGGAAUUGUGACUAUUGUCUGUGGAGGCUGUGCUGCCUAGUCUAUGCUUAAGCUGCUGUGGAUAAUAAGUGCCCCUCCUUUGACCGGGAUUGUUGUUUUGCAAAUGCUUUUUGGUGCUGAUUCCUGACAGCCAUUUACAUAUCUAAACUGGCUAAUGUUUGUACUUCAGUUGCAGUAACAUAGUUUGAACUAAGAAAUUUUUAGCUUCUUUCACAAAUUGGGCAAACGAGAAUGGGGGGAAUUGUUCAUUCUCUCAUGUAUUGUUACUAUGUAAAUUACGCUCUGUGGUUGUUGUUAAAGUGAAUGCUGCUUGCUUAUGUACUAUUAAUUAUUCAUGAAAUUGUCGAUCAUUUUGUAGCAGAAGAAA